Messenger RNA from Rotaria socialis, 9159 nucleotides. The record is from the annotation of a GenBank genome assembly. Lineage: Eukaryota; Metazoa; Rotifera; Eurotatoria; Philodinida; Philodinidae.
AUGGAAUAUUCAACGCAUGUAUUUAUUCAACAAACACCUGUUACAGAACAAAAUUUUGAAUUAAAACUUCAAGAUAUAUCUGAUCAAAUAUCGACAAAUGGUUGUGUAUGUCCAAGUGUAUUUUCACCAUUUACAAAUAUUGUUGUGCAACAAGCAGUAGUUUCAUCCCGGCAUAUUGCGUUUUUACUUCAGGAUGGUCGAAUUUGUCGAGUAUCAUUUCGUGUUCAAGCUGAUAAAAUUGAACCGAAUCCAACUGAAACAACAAAAAGUAAACCGAAACAUAUAACACCACAGACAAUACGUCCUCAAUCUCGUCAAUCGAUGCAUCGUUCAAAUAAUUUUGAUCGUCCAAGUUUUGAAAACCUUGUUUUAUCAUCAGCAAAUCCAUCUAUAGCCGCACAUAAUGCUGCUGCUGCCGUUGCUAACACAACUAAUUCAAGUGGUUCGAGUGGACAGGUUGAUCUAUUACCACAGUUGCAAGCUGGUUAUCCAUUGAGUCGACAGCGACAUCAUCUCAUUCGAACAGCUCGAGGACGAACAGGAAUUAUAUUUGGUUCGAGACCUUUAAUACCAGCAUCAAGUGUUCCCGAAGAAUUAAUCGAACAAGUUCAAGUUGUUCUUCAAGGAAAAUCACGAAAUCUUAUUUUAAGAGAACUACAAAGAACAAACUUAGAUGUAAAUAUGGCUGUGAAUAAUUUACUUGCACGCGACGACGAAGGUGAUGAAGAUCUUGACGAUGAUUAUGUUGGAGCUGACCUCAUCUCAUUACUUGAUGUUAAUCCACAUAAUGAACAUCCAGGAAUCAUACUUGAAUCGGAAUUUUUCGACGAGGCUGAUUUCGCUUUACGUUAUAGUAAUAUACAACGUCGAGUUGUUUCUGCUAGAAUCGGAAAUGCUGCAAGCAACACAUCUGCUCCGACAGUCGCCUCAUCAACUGCUGCUGCCAUAAGUUCUUCAUUGGGUGAUCAAUCGAAUGUGUCCAACUCGAGCUCAACAAAUCCUCAAUCGACAACUAACUCAUCCACAGUUGUAACACCAUCUACAAGUUCUAAUCCAACGAACACAAAUUCUUCUGAACGUGAUCGUAAACGAAAUCGUUAUGAUCCACGUUGGCUCGAUGGUUCGUUACGCGAAGAACUAUUCGGCCGUAUUGAUCGUGAAUUAAAACCCGAUGAUCUAUCUAUAGUAAAAGAUAAUACAUCAGCGAAAACAUCAUCAAUCCGUAAAGAUCAAAAUUCUUCAUCAACAACAUCAUCACAAGCGAAUCUACCUCCAUAUCAACACCAGACAUCAUCAUCAUCAUCAACAACACAAAGUCCCAUUGUAUUCGGUGAUCAAUUACAAUUCUGGACUGAUCCUAAUUGCGAAAAUUCCUAUCCACGUUUUACACAUAUCGCUUGUCUUUAUUCCGAAUUAAUUGCUAUUAAUAUCAAUGGUCAAUUAUGUCAAUGGAAUUGGCAAGAUGAAUAUCCAUAUCAAGAUUCCGAUAGUCCACAUAUAAAACAUCCAAAAACUUUAUUAUUACAAUUGAUGAACGAAAAAAUAAUUAAUCUAUCAGCUAAUAUAAUCCGUGCAUCAAUAUUAACUGAAACAAAUCGUAUAGCAACAUGGAUUGAUGAGUCUCUCGGUUCACAGGUUAGUUUUAAAUUUCAACAUUCACUCCAAGAACUUUCAUCGACAAUGACGUAUCACAUCGUCGAUAUUCAAACGUCACCAUUGUAUACAGUUUUACGCACAGAUACAAAUGAUUUGUAUUGGUAUGGUUUAUUACCGAAUAAACCGCGUAAAAAAUUACUGGAGCGUCUAAAAGAAAAAACACGUAAGAAUCGUACGAACAAUUCAACACAACAGCAGCAGCAGCAGCAGCAGCAACAACAACAACAAAUCAUUACGAUUGGUUCAUCGGUGUGUUUGAUAUCAAAUCCAUAUUAUAAUCAGGGCGCAUUAGCUUUUUAUGUACGAGAUGGACAACCCAAAUUAGGACAAUUAAUGGAACAAGCAUGGAUGCUAUCGAAUACAGCUCGAUUUCGUAUUAAAAUUCCCGAAACAACAACGAACAAAAAUAAAGAGGAUGAUAAGAGUUCAUUAGAAAUGCCACCGCCACCAUCACCGGCAUCGUCAACAUGUAGUGUAGAUUCAAAUACAAGUUUUGCAUCGUCAUUAAAACGGAAGAAACACAGUAAUACUACAACAACGACAACAACAACAGCACCAGCAGCCACAACAAAUGCAGGUGGGAAUGGAUCAAAUCCAUUUCUAAUGACAAUCAAUGAUAGUGAUUCAAAUGAACAACAGCUACAACAUAGUAAAAUUAAAGACGAAGAAUAUUGGCCAUUGGAUGAAGUUGUCUUUAUCGAAGAUUGUAAAGUAGCACCAAUUGGAAAAGUUGUUAAAAUUGAUGGUUCACUUGUACUGGUUAAAUUUCCAUCGAAAAAUACGAAUAACACCGAUACUACGGAAGCAAAUAUUGAUAUGAAUAACCUUGAGAAUUGUAGAAUUCUUCGAAAAGAUGAUUUACAAAUCGUCAAAGGAAAUACAAUACCGAAAACUCCAGAUUGUACUCUAGCAAUUACCAAUGCAAAACGAAUCGCACUAGAAAAUGGAAACUUAUUAACAUAUUCCGUUGAUAAAGAUUAUCUUCAUACAUUACAAAUUCGAGAUUCAACUAUUUAUUACAUAACGUAUGAAAUAGGAAGUAAUAAUGGUCUAUGUCGUUCGAUCCGUCAAAAUAUUUUACCGUUGGUAAAUAAUCGUCAAUCAUUAAUAUCGUUUCUUGGCGGUUUUCCAAAUGCUAUACGAUUAUCAACAUUAAAUUCGAUUGAUAUUCCACGUAUUCUAAUCGAUGGUAAUCAUUUAAUUUAUCCGUUUAUCUAUAAUCAAGAUAGUACAAAUUUAAAAGAACCUCAAUGGAAAAAUCUAUUAGGCAUUAAUUAUUUUUCUCAAGGAAUCGUUCCAUUGAAAAAUGCGGAUCAUCUCAAUAAGAAUCACAUUAUAUUAAAUAUAACACAAAUACAAAAAGGAAUAUUAAUCCCACAUAUACUUCGUUAUGAUAUUGAUAAAAUACGUUCAAUAUUAAACGAUAUUGAAACGACAAAAAAUCGAGAUCUAUUAAAAUUAAUCUUAGACGAACGUUUAGAUGGCUGUAGAAAUCUAUUUCAUGCCUGUGUUCAUAUAGCAACACCAUUGAAUAAUAAAGAAUAUUCAAUCAAUGAUGAGCAAGUUCAAACUGAAACAAAUAAUAAUCUUAAACGGAUUUCAUUUGCUAUUGAUCUUCUUCAUUCACAAACGAAUACCGAUCAUAAUUAUGGUGAACGAACAACAACAGCAGCAGCAGCACCCACAGGUAGUACGUGGUCGAAUGAAUCAUCCGCCGCUGAUGCUCAACCGCCAUCGUCACCAACAAUGCAACCCGGAGCUGCACCAACUUUAUAUAGAAGUUUAUCAACGAGUACACCAACCAAUAAUUCUGGUCCAUUGUCUCCAUCAUACAAUCCAACAAGUUUAUCGUCGAAGAUUCAACAAAUUCAAUACCUUCAAAAUCAAUUAUACCAACAACCAGCGCGUACAACUCGAAGUAAUUCAAAUGAUUUUCUCGUAUGGUCAUCGUGCAAAUACGAUGAACGUGAAAAGCGUAUUCGUGCAAUAAAAAUUCUUCGCCUAUUACUUGAUUAUCCACUAUUUCAAGAACAUUUAUUAUCAUUGCUAAGUUUUCGUAAUCUUGAAGGUCAAACACCAUUUAUGUCAGCUGUCAAUUGUUGUGCCUACAAUUGUGCUCUAAUUCUAUUUGAAUAUGCACUUAAAAUUUCUAAACGAGAAUCAUCCAAUGAUCAACAAACAUCAUCAGCACAAUUUUAUUUUGAAUCAUCAUCGCCAUUGCCGACAACGGCAACAAAUUAUUUAAAACAAUUCGAUAAUGUUCUACUUCGAAUGAUUUAUCCAUUGACAUCGACUAAUUCAGAUUAUUCGCCAUUGUAUACAAUAUGUACAAAUGAUACAUGUUCAUUUACAUGGACCGGUGAAGAACAUAUCAGUCAAGCUAUAUUCGAAUGCAAAACAUGUGGCCUCUCAGGCACAUUAUGUUGUUGUAGCGAGUGUGCGCAAACGUGCCAUAAAGGACAUGAUUGCCGUUUAAAACGUACAUCGCCAACAGCCUAUUGUGAUUGUUGGGAAGUGUGCAAAUGUAAAUCAUUGAUAGCUGGUGAUCAACAGAAACGUCUUGAACUAUUUAAAUUAUUAUUAAAUCAAACCAAUCUUGUUCAAAUACAAAAUUCACGUUAUGAAAAUAUACUUCUAUAUUUAGUACAAACGGUCGGCAGACAAAUAAUUGAACAACAACAAUUUCCUCGAACGUCAACCGCAGCAUUAUUGCAGCAACAUGCAAGAAAAUCACGCGAACAAUUAUCAAGUAGCGGGGCUAAAAAAUUACAACAUCAAAAUUCAUCAUCAGGAUCAGCAUCUAAUAAUAAUAAUUCUAAUUCAGCAAACCAAAUGGAUACAGACUCAAAUAACGCUAUUCCUGAUCAUCAUUUAGAGCCACCGCAAUUCUGUCGCCGUGCUCUUGAACUCAUUCUAGCUGAUUGGUCUGGUGUAAAAGCAAUGCUGCUUUGUGGAUGUUCCGAAAAUCUAGAUCCAACUAUAAUAAAUCCAAAAGAAUCUUUACCAAUUCUUUCCACGUGCCCGCCAAUCAUGUCGCCCUAUGACAAUGAACAUUUAUUUUCAUUAGAUCAACAACAACAAACAAGUCAACUAGAUCGUUUUACUUAUUUUCUUCUUGCAAAAUGUAAUACCGUAAAACAAUCAACAUCUACAACAACAAAAAGUUCAUCAACAACAUCAACAUCAAAUGAUCUUCUUGAUAUUCUACUAAAUACAUUAAUACGCGAAAUGUCCAAUCCCGCUCAUCGUGAUAUGGCUCGUUUUAUUACCGCACGUUUUGUACGUAGUGUGAUUCGUUUAUUUAUUAUUUUAAGUCUCGAAUCAGUUCCGGAUAAAAAUAGUUCUUCAACAUUAAAUCAAUCGCUGCCAUCAAGUACAACAAUAAAACGUAUAUCAGCAACAACUGUUACCGGUGCAACAAUAACGACAAGUUCAAAUCUAUCGUCAUCAGCUGCAGCAGCAACUCUCAGUGGACCGCAAUCAAUUUUAUUCCAAUGUAAACGGAUAUUUCAAACAUUGACUCUUAUAUCAAUCAAUGCACUUGUCCAUACAGCUGAUUUAUUACUUGCACCUGUUCGCCAUGGUAUUGCUAAACCAACAGCUAUGUUCAAUCUCUUAUCAACUCAUACCGAUAUAUUACAAGGCCUGGAAGAAGUUUUUAAUAUCGAUUCCGAAUAUUAUCGUGCCUAUCAAGAGAGUAAAUCAAAUAAUACGCAGCGUUCGUCUGAAAGUACAUUUACUAGUGGUGUCGAAGAUUUUAAUGAAACUAUUAUUGAUGAAUCACAAAAUCUAACCAAUCCGAUCAAUGCAAAUCAAACAGCAAUUGAAUUGAAUGAAGAUGAUGAUAAUAAUUCAGAUACACAAUCGCAACAUGAAACUAUACAUCCAAUAGGUAUUUCAAAUUUAAAUGAACAACAGGCAGCACGUGACAAUGUCGGUGGUUUAAGUGAUAAUGAAAGUGAAAUGGAAUUAGAAUUGCUGGCUGAAUCUGAUACAGACAAUGAAAGCAAUCGCAGUGCACCGAAUACAAAUACACAUCGAACAUCGGCAACAGCCGGAAGUGAAAACAUGGCUCUUUUUUCUGAUGAUGAAAAUUCCGAAUCCGAUGAUGCUGAUAGUGUUCGAAGUGACAGUGUCUUAGGUGAUGGCGAUGAAACAAGUCAACCAGAUCCGAUGCUUUUUGAUGAUGCACGAGAUGCUCUAGCUGCAGCUGCUGCCGCAUCCUCAGCAUCGACAGCGCCAUCAACAACAGUACCAACACCAAGUACAGUAACAAAUGAUCGAUUAGCUUUGCUACCAUCAGGAAGUAAUGCAACUGGUCAGAAUACACAAACAUCAAAUUCGUCAGCUACUACGCACCUUAAUGUGCCCAGAUUAAGUGCUCGAUCAGCCAUGGCCAGUUCAUUAUUUGGUGAAAGUCAUUCACGACGUCAAAUAGCCCCGGUUGCAACAACAUCGCCAAGUUUAGGUCAUGCGUCAGCUAUUCAACAGCAGCAACAGCAAGCUCAUGCCCAACAACAGUCGCAACCAACAAAUACUAUUUCAGUGAAUACAACAAAUUCUUUAUUGGCUCGAGCUUUUGGAAUUCUUAUUCGACAAAUAACUGAUUUACUUAUAAAAUGGCCAGCAAUGUUAUCAGCGUCAUCUUUAUAUCAUGAUAUUGUGAUCACAUCAAGUACAGUUGAUGAACAAAAUGCUGUCGAUACUAUACAAAAUGAAAUUGAACAAUGCCUUUUUCCAACUUGGCAAUGGUUUGCAACAGUCAUGGAUUCAUUUGAAUCUCAAUUACGUUUUGGCAUGACAUUAAGUAACUUGAAUCACAAUGAACAUGACUCUACAUUUCAUGGCAAUCGUUUUCUAAAAACUCUUGUUGAACGAGCACAAAGUGAAAUUAAAAAAAAAUCUACAACCACAGCUACAGCAACAGUCGCAAGUCGAAUUAAUAGUUUACCAACCAAUGAUAAACCCGUGAAUAAUCGCCUUGAUUUUCUCAAUUAUUCUCUAUCAUUAAUGCGUUCAACCCAUGAACACGGCGAUCAAGAACCGUCUCUUGAUGUUUUAUCUUAUAAACAUUUAGCCUAUUUACUCGAUGCAUUUAUUUAUUAUUUCCGUGAAAGUAAUUUUAAUGAAACAAAUCAAAUAGCAAAAAGUAAUUGGAGAGAUGUAACCGAUGAUGCACCGGCCAUCAAUCCAACGAAUAAUGAAAAUUCAACGAAUGAAGAAAUAAUAACGUCAAAUAAUAUAUUUUUUCAACGUUCACCAUCGACAUUAUGUCUUAGCUCGUUAGGACCCGAUCCGUUUCAAAUAAACAUUGAUGAUUCAUUACCAUUAGCAUGUCGUCCACAAUUAUUACAGCCGAUAUGUCGAAAAGAAGAUUUAUUCGGACGAUUUUUAUACGAUCAAACAGCUGCGAAAUAUUCUCAUUUGCCAUCACAACUUGGUCUUUCACAUCGGGAAAAUUCAAUACCAGAUUUUUUACAACCAGCGUAUUUAAAUUUAUUUAAUAAUAGCGAAGAGAAAACAAAUACAAAAACAAGAGAUGACGAUCGUAUGGCUGUUGAUGUGUUACUUGAUUUAAGUGCUGGAUUGAUAUCAUCAAAUCGAAGAAGACAACAAACAUCACAUUCAAUGCUGUUAAAUGGUUCACAUGAAUAUCUAUUAGCACGAUGGAGAUUCUCGAUCGAAUUAUUUGUUAAACUAUUUUUGGAUGAUGUUGGUAUUGAACCAGGAUCAAUAAUAAACGAGUCAAGUGGAUUUUCAGCUCGCGAACAACGUUUUCGUCAUGAUAUGGAAAGACUGAAAAAUGCGCAUCAAAAAGAUAUUCGUUUUGAAUUGAUGGAACGUGAUCGUAUUCUGCUAAUACAGAAAACAUUUCGAACAUUGAAUUCAUAUUACUAUCGUAAUCAAAAUAUGAGUUCAUCAUCGUCUGUACCACCAUUGGCUGUACAAAGAGUGAAAGUUACAUUUAAAGAUGAACCAGGAGAAGGAAGUGGAGUGGCAAGAAGUUUCUAUUCAUCGAUUGUUGAAGCAAUCUUAUCCGAAGAACGAUUACCCGUACUUGAAUUGGGUACAUAUGGUGCUUCAGCAACUUCUCAAGCAGCCUCAGGUUCUCUAUCAUCACAUGCACAACGACAACAGCGUCCAUCUCGUGAACGCCGCACAACAUUAGCAACAUAUUUACGCAGUGACCGACGUUCAUCAUCAAUGUUACUUUCAUCUGAAGCACGACCAUUUAAAUUUACAGCAUCAACUGAUUCUUCAACAGCAAAUACGAACUCCGAACCGAAUAUAAAUGAACAUUGGACGCCCAGUAAAAUUAAAUUAGGUGUUAGUAUUUAUCCAAAAGUUGCAGCCAUACAACCGUUUCAUGCCGAAAAAAUAACCGGAAUGCUCUUGGAAGGUUUACCUACACCACAGUUGCAACGUAUUAUUAAUAUAGACGAAGACUUGAGAGUUAAAGUUGAAGAAGCUAUGAAUAUUUUAACAUCGCAUAGCUCACGUGAUGCACAGCAAACUGAAUCAUUAGCAACAACAACAACAACAACAACAGCGAACGAGCGUUUAUUAACCAAUAAAAAUUCUUUAUUUGAUAAGCAACCGAAUGAAUAUGCGCCACUAUUUUGGCAACCAGAUAAAAAAGGUGUUUACGCACCAAGACCAGGAAAACAUACAUCUGAACGUUUAACUGCUUAUCGAAAUGUUGGAAGACUAAUCGGUUUAUGUUUAUUACAAAAUGAACUUUUUCCACUACCGCUUUGUCGUCAUGUGAUAAAAUAUAUUUUAAAUCGUUCAGUACGUUGGCAUGAUUUAGCAUUUUUCGAUUCGACAAUGUAUGAAAAUUUACGUCGAACUGCAUAUGAUGCAGAAAAAAAUGGACCGCAAUAUAUCAAUGAUCUUCAUCUAACAUUUUCAUUAGCUGUUACAGAAAAAGAGGGCAAUGAAACAUAUGAUCUUGUUACAGAUGGUUCCUUGAAAGAUGUAACAUAUUCAAAUCUCUAUGAAUUUAUUAAACGUUAUGCCGAAUUCCGAAUGAUCACGCUUGUCGAACAAUCACUUCAACAUUUACGUUUGGGUGUAUUCGAUGUUUUACCAUCAAAUUCUCUGGAUUAUUUAAGCCCUGAAGAUUUUCGAUUGCUAUUAAAUGGUACGAGUAAUAUAAAUGUAACAACACUAAUGACAUAUACAACAUUUAACGAUGAAAGUGGUGAGAAUACUGAACGUAUCAGUCAAUUCAAAAAGUGGUUUUGGUCUGUAUUAGAAAAAUUCAAUGCUGUCGAAAGACAAGAUUUAGUUUACUUUUGGACCGGUAGCCCAGCUUUACCAGCAUCGGAAGCUGGUUUUCAACCUCAACCAUCAGUUACAAUUCGCCCAGCUGAUGAUCAACAUUUACCAACAGCAAAUACAUGUAUCAGUCGUUUAUAUGUUCCAUUAUAUUCUUCGAAAAAUAUCUUAAAACUAAAACUUCAAUAUGCGAUAAAAACAAAAAUGUUCGGUUUUGUAUAA